Eimeria tenella is the source of this 470-nucleotide messenger RNA. RefSeq lists its product as uncharacterized. The annotation marks the transcript as partial. NCBI's taxonomy places the organism in Eukaryota, Apicomplexa, Conoidasida, Eucoccidiorida, Eimeriidae. The record is from RefSeq and is a predicted model, not a curated record. The transcript has 3 exons.
AUGGCAGCAGCGCUGAUAUCGGUGCUGAACGAGGCGGCGGGGGAGUACGUGGAGGGCCUGGACCGCAGCCAGCUGGACUUCUCGGGGGCGCUGACGGGGAAAGUGCUGCUGCGGCACCUGCAGCUGAAGCAAAAAGUGUUCGAAGUGCUGCCGCUGCCUGCAGCAGCAGAGUUCAACUACAUAGGCCUGGUGCAGCUGGACCUGCCGCUGUACGCGCUGGGGACUUCGCCGAUUUUGGCCGAAGUCGGAGACGUGCUGCUGCUGCUGUCGGUGGAGGCCAGCGAGCGGUGGGACGCGGAGGAGUUCCUGCUGCAGUACCAGCAGCAAAAGGCAGCAGCACUUGCUGCAGGCGAGUACAAGGCCCUCUUCUCCUCGCUCGGCGCCUGGCAGGCGGGCCUUUUGGGCACUUUGGAGAAGGCCAGAGCCUCCCCAGGAGACACUCAAAGGUAUUUGCUUUGCUGGCCAGUUAA